Penicillium waksmanii is the source of this 768-nucleotide messenger RNA. RefSeq lists its product as uncharacterized. The record is from RefSeq and is a predicted model, not a curated record. Lineage: Eukaryota; Fungi; Ascomycota; Eurotiomycetes; Eurotiales; Aspergillaceae. The coding region runs from base 1 to 768 and encodes 255 amino acids. The transcript has 4 exons.
AUGGCGGAUCACACUUCGUUUGCGACGUUCACCGGACACCAGCUGAACCGCGCCUACUUCGAAGCAGAAGGUGUUGACCAAGCAGUCAAUCCUAACCCCAUCUUCGGUUAUUUUCAUGGACCUGUUAUCAACCCAAACCUAUUCUGGGUCCCUCUGGCUGCAGUUGGAUUACCUCGUUCCGUCAUCACUGCUACUAUGAUCGGUACUCUGGAUCAACAGCCGCCUAAUCCCCCCCCUUCGCAUGUCGAAGAUGAACUUUCUUUCGAGAGCCCAGAUCGCCGUCCCAUCCAUCGUCUCGAGGUAAACGUGGGCACCCUGGCCCUGAUUUGCUACCUUCGAUCGUGCGAUUGGCGGAAUGCAGUCUUUAUGCAUGAGCCAGGCCGUGGUCCGGCAGCCAGUAAUGUCGGUUACUGGGCCGAUUGCAUGACGACUAUUGCACGCAUCGAUGAUACCUGGGUUCAACAGUACGGCCAGUUGUUCUAUUGUGAUCAGAUGCCUCUGUACAGCCAAAAUCCUCCUCCUGCUCCGAUCCCCUUUGUUAAUCUUGCGGCAAUUCUCGCCGCAGAGCACGGUCAUGCUUCCGCUCCUCCUAUUGCUGCUGGAGCUCUUCUUGGUCCUGCUAGUAAUGGCGACGGCGAUGGCGACGGUGAUGGCGACGGUGAUGGCGACGGUAAUGCCGACGGCAAUGGUUCCGAUGAUGGAGAUAAUAACGGUUCUGGUAAUGGAGAUGGUGAUAGUAACGGCAUUAGCGAUGGUAACUCAGGAUAA